This is a messenger RNA of Cyprinodon tularosa, 1586 nucleotides long. It is a transcript of the gene slc25a22a, whose product is annotated as solute carrier family 25 member 22a. NCBI's taxonomy places the organism in Eukaryota, Metazoa, Chordata, Actinopteri, Cyprinodontiformes, Cyprinodontidae. Gene Ontology annotation, biological process: L-glutamate transmembrane transport; aspartate transmembrane transport; malate-aspartate shuttle. Bases 264 to 1202 code for a protein of 312 amino acids. Gene Ontology annotation, molecular function: L-glutamate transmembrane transporter activity; L-aspartate transmembrane transporter activity. The record is from RefSeq and is a predicted model, not a curated record. The transcript has 11 exons.
CUCCCACCUCCUCCUCUGGACCCAGAUGCUAGUAUUUCCUCUGUUAGCUGCUGUCGGUGUCAGACAGAGAAACUGCAUCGAUUUUAGCCCCAAAUCAGCCCGGAGGCGCGAAGCGGCGGAAACGGCUGACUUGCUUGAAGUACCAGCAGCCUGAUUAACUGGGAAAACGAGGAGCGCUGCAGGUUAUCUCCGUUAGAACAACCAACCAUUAGAAAGCAGCAGCUCCAGGGUGAUCCGCUGACCGACGGGUUUCACUGCGAUCAAUGGCUGAUAAACAGAUCAGUUUGCCUGCCAAAUUGAUCAAUGGAGGGAUUGCUGGGAUCGUUGGAGUAACCUGCGUGUUUCCCAUUGACCUGGCGAAGACUCGCCUGCAGAACCAGCAGAAUGGAUCCCGCCUUUAUACCAGCAUGUCAGACUGCCUUAUUAAAACUAUUCGCUCUGAGGGUUAUUUUGGGAUGUACAGAGGAGCUGCGGUGAACCUAACCCUAGUCACUCCAGAGAAGGCCAUCAAAUUGGCUGCUAACGACUUCUUCAGACACCACCUCUCCAAGGACGGAAAACUGACUCUGGUCAAAGAGAUGCUGGCUGGCUGCGGCGCCGGUACCUGCCAGGUCGUCAUAACGACUCCUAUGGAGAUGCUGAAAAUCCAGUUGCAGGAUGCUGGCAGGCUGGCCGCUCAGAGGAAGCUCAUGCCGGAAACGGUGGCGGCAGGAAGCGUGGAGAUAAAGUCUCCCACAGCCAUGCAGAUCACCAGACAGUUACUGAGGGAAAAGGGCAUCGCUGGACUCUAUAAGGGCCUGGGGGCCACGCUGCUCAGGGACGUCCCUUUCUCCAUCAUCUAUUUCCCUCUCUUUGCCAAUCUGAAUAACCUGGGGAAGAGAGACGGCGAAGGCCCCGCUCCUUUCUACGUGUCGUUCGUGUCGGGCUGCGUCGCCGGGAGCACAGCAGCCGUCGCUGUCAACCCCGUCGAUGUAAUAAAGACCAGACUGCAGUCGCUGAACCGAGCGAGCACAGAAGACACGUACUCCGGAGUGACGGACUGCAUCAGGAAGAUCCUGCGUAACGAGGGUCCGUCUGCGUUCCUGAAGGGAGCCUACUGCCGCGCUCUGGUCAUCGCUCCUCUCUUUGGGAUCGCCCAGGUCGUGUACUUCCUGGGCGUGGGCGAAUAUAUCCUCAGCUUCCUGCCUAAAAAAGACAACUAAGUGGGAACAUCUGUUCUGCCUUUCCUCCCACGAUGCAUCACUUCAGCUCCAUCAUCUCCAUCUGAUUCUUAGACACCAUUUUUUAUUUUUUGUUGGGUUGAAUGUUUAAAAAGUUCAGAAGGGAGCUUUUAUUUUGCCAAGAUGCCUGAGGCAGCGCGCACAGUUCCAGUCGGCGGCGCCGCCACGGCGCCACGUCGGAGAUCAGAGGUCUGUAGUUAGAAGAUUUGAUUCACUUUUUAAUAUGAUUGUCAGAUUUAGCAGAUUAGACGUCCCGCCCUUAGCUGUUGCAGUCCUUCAGUAAUGAUUGGUUAACCUGUGAACAUCAGAACAUCACUGGGAUCCCAGUUUCCCACUAAAUAGAACAAUAAGAUCCAGUCUGCAUGU